AUGCGCAAUAGUGGAACCCUUCUUGAAACAGCCAAUGAAUAUGAUGAUUUUGAAGAUGAUUCAACAAAUCGACGAAUAGGGACAUCUAAAGCUUAUAAUCCUUUUAAAGUUCCUGAAACAACGGAUUAUUUUCGAAUUCGUGAUGAAGAAAAAGAAGAGAGAGAGCUUAAAAGGGCGAAAAUUUCAAUGACUCCUUUAUCGCAACGUGUAUUAGAAUCAAAAAGAGCAAACUUACGGCGGCAAUGUCAACCAAAAGUUACUAAUCCAGAUGCAGAAGAAAAAGCAUUAGCCAAGAUUAUUUUAAAUCCUCAGCGUGGAAGAACAAAAGAAGGUUUACGCGAUUUUAUAUCUCAAAAAAGGGAAAUUUUCCUUGCUCAGCUUGCAAUUGAUACAAAAAGAGAAGAACUACAGAGACUAGAGCGUCUCGAAAUAGAAGAGAAAAAGCAACUUAAAGAAAAGGAAGCAGAAAUCAACCUUUUUAGAACUCAAUUUAACAAUUUCUUAGAAAACGAUGGAAAGCAAACAAUGAUGGCUAGACAAGAAGCUGAAAAUAAAGCCAAAGAAAGAAUUGAGCUAUCUUUACAAAUAAAAACAAUAUCUGCCCAAAUUUCUGGAUUACGAAAUGAAAUUGCUCAUCAAGACGAAAGAUUGCAAGAAUGCCAAGAAUACAAACAAUUUUUAAAUAUGCUUACUCCAGAAGAAUGGAAGAAAACUCAUUCUCAGGAUGAAAUGUAUUUUCAAAAGCCAGAACAACUACUUACAAUCAUCCAAUCUCUUGAAGAACAAAAUAUGUUUCUAAUACAUCAUUGUCAAGACGCAGAAGAAGCAGUUGAAAGAUAUCGUGCAAAAUUUGCAAAAUUACUAGAUCAAAGAGAUGGUCAUAUUACUGAAAUGACGGAUAAAUUUAAUGAAGCAUCAGAAAAUCUUCGCAAACACCAAGAAAAGAACGAAUCAUAUUUUAAUAACAAAGAAUUCAAAACUGGCGCUGAGCUUUCAGAAAAAGAGGCACAAGUAUUGCAUGACAAAAUAGCCGCCUUCUAUCAAGUGCUUGGUUAUGAUUCUGGAAGUAGCACAGAUACAUCUGCAAUGCUUGUUCGUAUUGAAGAAACAUUACAGCAGCUUAUAAAAGAUUUGAAGCAUAUUCAACCAGAAAUCGUGCGUAAGAAAGCUCAAGAGAAGGAUAGUCAACGAAGAGAAAAACUGCGUCUAGAAAGACAGGCCGAAACAAAGAGAAAAGAAAACGAAAAGAGAAUGAAAACACUCAGAGAAGCAAAGCAGCCAAUUAAAUACAAAACUGGAAGACCACUUGUUCCUCGCCAUAUCCCGAAGAGAGGAAUUUCAAAGCAAGAAGCAGAAGAGAAGGCAAAGAUGAUGGAACUUGAAGAACAAAAAGAUCGCGAAUUAUUGUUUGGAGAUAUUUGGGACUAA
Molecule: messenger RNA, 1428 nt
Organism: Trichomonas vaginalis G3
Lineage: Eukaryota; Parabasalia; Trichomonadida; Trichomonadidae
Product: inner dynein arm assembly
Exons: 1
Coding region: 1-1428 (475 amino acids)
Source: RefSeq, a predicted model, not a curated record